Ixodes scapularis (black-legged tick) is the source of this 2324-nucleotide messenger RNA. RefSeq names its product GPN-loop GTPase 2. NCBI's taxonomy places the organism in Eukaryota, Metazoa, Arthropoda, Arachnida, Ixodida, Ixodidae. Gene Ontology annotation, cellular component: cytoplasm. The record is from RefSeq and is a predicted model, not a curated record. The transcript has 5 exons. Bases 115 to 1083 code for a protein of 322 amino acids. Gene Ontology annotation, molecular function: GTPase activity.
CAUCCACCCAUCCGGCAACCUUCAAGAUGGCGCGCCACUAGAGAGCCGUGGCGGCCGUGGUUGCGCGUGGUUGGGUUGUUCGAUUUGGCUGGGCCCGUAUUCUGUGUAUACGAUAUGUUACCUUCGAGAAGAGGGACGCCGACGUUCGGCCAAGUGGUCAUCGGACCGCCGGGGUCGGGAAAGUCGAGCUACUGCAAGGCGAUGAAGGAGUUCUGCACGACGCUGGGCCGCAAGGUGGCCGUGGUCAACAUGGACCCAGCCAACGACGUGCUGCCGUACGAGGCGAGCGUGGACAUUGCGGCCUUGGUUCAGCUUCGAGACGUGAUGGACUCGCUGAGGCUGGGCCCCAACGGUGGCCUCGUCUACUGCAUGGAGUUCCUGGAGGCGCACCUGGAAUGGCUCACGAGCCAGCUGGAGGCCUUCCGGGACCACUACCUGCUCAUCGACUGCCCCGGACAGGUGGAGCUGUACACCCACCACCGGAGCGUGCACAACAUUGUGAGCCACCUGCAGGCGAGCAACUUUCGGGUCUCGGCGACGCACCUGGUGGACUCGCACUACUGCAGCGACCCGGCCAAGUUCAUCUCGGUGCUGCUCACCUCGCUCUGCACCAUGCUGCAGGUGGAGCUUCCGCAGGUCAACGUGCUGUCGAAGGUGGACCUGGUGGAGAGCUGCGGCCGGCUCCACUUUGGCCUGGAUUUCUACACGGACGUGCUCGACCUCUCCUUCCUCGCGGGCGUCCUCUCGGAUGACCCGAUCCUGCGGAGGCACAAGAAGCUCAAUGAGGCCUUGGCCGGGGUCGUCGAAGACUACAGCCUGGUCUCCUUCCUGCCUCUCAACAUCCAGGACAAGGAGUCCAUGUGGAGUGUCCUGAAGGCCUGCGACCGAAGCAACGGCUACGUCUUUGGCCAGGGGGAGGAGGAGACCCUGCAGCGUCUGCUUACUUCGGCCAUGCGUUCGGACACGACCUCGCGGGACGUCAUUGCCCGGCUGCACGAGCGACUCACCACGUCCGGCACGACAACUGUGGUGGAGGAGGACGAAGGAGAGGCGAGCGACCGAUCGGUCGACUCAGACUUCUGAGGUAGCAGCGUUGCAGUAUCCGAAACAUGUCUUUAAGCGGUGCAUUUAUCAUGCCCUCCAAUGCAGUUCCCCAAUUUACGUCCAGUGACGUGACAGAAGUGUGGUGCCGAUGCCUGCUGUGAUCUUGGCAGUGGCAGAGGCAGAUGUGGCAGACGGCCAUUUUCGCUUUCGGGCUGACGGUCCACGGAAGCUUCUGCGGCAACAAGUUGGAACUUUGCAAUGACAGCGGCACUCACUUUUGCUCAUAUUUUUUUUUAAACUUUUACGACCAAUCGCGAGGAUUGUGACAUCCGACAGCAUGACAUAUGCCUGGUUCCGUGACGUCGUCUGCUACCACUUUGGGAGCUCUUUCAAUGCAUGGUUGAUGUAAGACGCUGAAUGCAUUAGUCAAAGAUAAGUUCCAGGUGCCAUAGUGGCACCGUAACGUGGUUGACUGCCGUCAUAAACACCGUUUCCGAAGCCGAGAGGAUGUUGCCCAUGUCCCCCGCUCUCCAACAGCAGGCUGCAGACGUCCUUGAUGUGCCCCUCAUCAGGCCGGAGGCUGUCCUUCGCUCGAGUGCUCCCGUUGCGAGCCAACCCUGCAAGCACUCGAGAGCUCGUACUCUGGAUAGAAGCGGACUUGUGCUUUUGGCUUUCGAAUGAACUGGGACCGAAUGCAAUGCAUCUGGGGAAGACCCGGGCUCUUGUUGUGAUGUGGAUGUGAAGCCGCCUCGUUUAAAUGACAUUUCGGUCAUAGUUUGGGAUGAGGUGCUUUGGACACACAAACCUGACUUGACUUUUCUUUUAAUAAUAUAAGUGUGGAAUUAAAUGUCAACAAAAUGGCCAUCCCGACAUUUUCUUUAUGGGUGUACGGCAAUCACCCGGGGAUCUUCCAAAACCUCGGCUACGCAGCGUGUCGACUGUGACGGGCCCCGGUUGCAUAGCGGCCCCCUUGGCCGGGGUUCGGGCCCGGCGUUUGUUGAUCCACGGGCUGGCCUGUUGCCUCGGUGCCAUGGAGGCGGCUGCUAGGAUGCAAGUCUGAUAACGAUAGACUGCUUGCCGGAUUUUGUCCUUGCUUGCAUGCUCCUGGUGAUGGGGGAACCAGUGUAAUGAAGUAGGCUCAGCCGUGAAACCCCGCCCCUUCGAGCGUCAACUGGGAGAGAAUGCACCUCCACAGUAAGAGGCUUCAUCCUCAUCGACUGUCCCCCACCCAGCUUUUGAUGAUGACGAAAAGCUAUUGCUAUAUUGUGGACCAUUUUUUU